AAAUUCAACGAAACAAAAAACGUGUAUGUGAGUGCAAAGUGUUGUUCGCAAGGUAUAAAUGUGAGAGAGCGAGCGAGCGAGAGAGAAACAGCUAAAGCGAAUUAAUAAACUCUCAAUUGUCGCCUGUGGUAGUGUCGUGUUAUUUUCGCCGUACGCCGCCGUCUGUUCUGGGGCGAACCUCGUUGUCGUCGCUGUCGUUCGUUGUCCGUUAUUGUUGCUUUUGUUGCCGUCUUAUAAUUUUGUUCGCUGCUCUGCCUUAGGCGAUAUAAUUAUUAUUUUAACGGCACUGCUUAUAUUUGCAAUGCAUAAAUUUGAAAAUUAUUGUUAAUUUAGCGAGACCAAUGACAGUUCUAUUUAACAAAAAACCAACAACAAUAAGCCACAUUACACACAUACAUGCAUAUGCGUAAGAAUUAGUCACCGUUGUUUUGUACAAACUGCUGAAACUGAAAUCCAUAAAAUACAAAGAGUUCGACGGCUAACAACAACAAAAAAGUGUACAAAUAAAAAUUAAAAAGCAAAAAGAAAAUAAAGCAAGCAAAAGUAACGGAAAGUUCAUAAACGGCAUUCUUUGCUUGUACUCUCUCACUCUUCCGUGUGGUCGUAGCCGUGGUUUGUCGUUUUGGUCGCACUAACAAUUCACAGGAAGUGCAAGCGAGAAAGCAAUACAACGAGCACAGCUGCUCGCUUCUGCACUUGAGAGAGUAGUGUGCUCCGCACUCUCACUUAAGUCGAAAAAAAAUCAGCAAGAGAGUAGCCUAAAAAUCAUAUUACAAACGACGCGACCUACUCUAAAAAAAAGGCUUCUUGGUCGAGAUUUUCAAAUAGGCGACACAUAAAUAAAACUAAUUAAGGACUAUUAAGAGACUGUUAACAAGGAACAACAAACAAAACAAGUAAACAAAAGGAUAAUUACAUACACACGCUAAAUAUUUAAACAACAAAGGAGAAAGAACGGAAGACUAGAUAUAAUUAUAACAAAAGUUAAUAUAAUCAUAAUAAUAAUCAAAACUUAAUUUAUGAAACAACCAAGAGCAAAUAAUUGAACAGCGAAAACAACAAGAACAGCAACAAUUCACUUCUAGCCUUAUAUACAUCAUUAUCAAAAAAAACAAAAACAAACCAACAACAACACCAUUAGCAUAUGUAUUAGCAUAAGGAAGCAACAAAAAGCAAAGAGCGAGCAACAAUAACAAAAUUUAAGACGAGACAAUUACAAUAUUAAGCUGACACAACAAUAACAGCGGCUGUUAAACACGCAUUGCUGUAAUCAAAGCAACAGCAACAGUAACAUUAACAGCGCCAGUUAACAGCGGGCGGCAAUGCAGACCCAGCAGCAAGCGCUUUAGUUACAUUACAGCAGCAGAGUCACAAUCAAAAGCAAAACAGAGAGAGAGAGAGAGAUAGGAAGCGAGAACGACGGAACGCCAGCUGAGUAGUGCGAGUGCGUGAGCGAGUGAGCGGGGUGGUCUGAUGCAAAAUAAUAUGGUGAGCAUACCAACGGCCAAUAUGAACGGCGGUCUUAAGGCGGCAAACAGUAGCGGAGUCGGCGUCGGUGUGAGCAGCAGCGUCUUGGCAAGUGCGCAACGUGUUUAUUUGGCGCCCGGCAGCAGAAUCGUUAACACCAGCAACAGCAGCAGCAGCAAUCUGAUUGCAACGACAGCGGCAACCGUGUCGGGAGCAACAACAACCAACAGCAAUAAUCCCAAUGGCGGCACUGUGCGCUAUUUUUCGCAGUUUAGCAAACAGCAGCUGAGCGCCAGCGUCGGCGUCGUUGGUGGCGUUGGCGUUGGCGUUGGUGUUGGUCAACGCAAGCUGCUCAAUGGUGAUACUAUGCUGGUGGUAAAUGGCAGCAAGCCGCUGAUCUUUGCCACACCAAUUAACAAUAAUAACAAUAACAACAACAACAGCAUCAUAAGCAGCAAUAACAGUUUUAAGCUGACAGCGGCGACAACAACAGCAACAGCAACAACAACAGUUCCUAACGGCAACAGGCUGUUAAUUAACAAGCAACCAUUGCAACUGCAGCAGCAGCAGUCGCUACAAACAACAACUGUGAUUGGUAAUGAUGAGGAAUUCGAUCAUCUGGUCGAAGUAGAUGAAGAUGAGGCAGCGGAAACGCCAACUGCGCUGCUGGAUGCUGCUGCCGAGCAGCAUGUUAAGCCAAUGCAGGAACACGCCGAAGCGCUGCUAACAGGCGCCAACGCCAGCAGCAGCAUUACGCCCACUCUGAAGACAACAGCGGAUACCGAGGCGGAGCCCGAACUGGAUAUUGUAAUCAACAAUGUCGUCUGCUCCUUUAGUGUGCGCUGUCAUCUCAAGCUGCGCGACAUUGCGCUCAACGGCUCCAAUGUGGAGUAUAGACGAGAGAACGGCAUGGUCACCAUGAAGCUGCGACGACCCUAUACAACUGCUUCCAUUUGGUCUUCGGGCAGAAUCACCUGCACAGGCGCCACCUCCGAGAUACAGGCCAAGAUUGCUGCACGUCGCUAUGCGCGCUGUUUGGCCAAAUUGGGUUUUCCCACGCAUUUUCAAAAUUUUCGCAUUGUCAAUGUGCUGGGCACCUGCAGCAUGCCCUGGGCCAUAAAGAUUGUCAACUUCUCGGAGCGUCAUCGCAACAAUGCCAGCUAUGAGCCGGAGCUGCAUCCGGGCGUCACCUACAAAAUGCGUGAGCCAAAGGCAACGCUUAAGAUCUUCUCCACGGGCAGCAUAACGGUGACAGCCGCCAGCGUAAAUGAUGUCGAGUCCGCCAUACAGCAUAUUUAUCCAUUGGUGCACGAAUUCCGCAAGCAACGCUCGGCGGAGGAGCUGCAGCAUUUGCGUGCAAAGCAGCGACAUCUGCAUGGUGGCGGCGGCGGCGGCGGCGAUGCCAAUGCCAAUGUCAAUGAGCUGGAGAAUCAAGCUGUCGAGCAGGCCAAGCUGGCGGGCAAGGAUGAUAUAUUUGUCAACAGCAAUGCUGCCGCACAUAGCGCUGCCGCCAAAGCUUCGGAUGCGCCUGCCACGCUCGCUGCUACGCCGUUGAACAAUAUGCGACGCCUGGAGCAGUACAAGCAAUUUCAUCAGCUGCAGGAGCAGACGCUGCAGCAGCGACGCCACAUACCCUUUACGGGCAGCGCUGAUAGCAAAGCAACAACAACAGCAGCAACGACGACGACGGCCGCCGCCAACAGCAAUAGCAACAGCAGCAGCAGCUGCAGCACCGACAAUAUUUGUGCCAAUGCGCGUCGUCGCGCCACAGAAUGUUGGGCCACCAAACUGCAAAAUAAACGUCCGCGCUACAAUGAUUAUACCUCAACGGGGAAUUUACAUAAUAAUAAUAAUAAUAAUAAUAAUGCCAGCAGCAACAAUCUGUCGCUGGCGUCAGCAACAACAACACAACAACAACAGCAACGCACUGCCAAUGUUAACGUUGCCGCCACCGGCGCGAACAUUAUUAACACCACCAACAUUAGCAACAAAAUUCACAUUAACAAUCAUCAGCUGCUGCAGCCCAAUGCCAAAUUGCGUCAGAAUGUUGUAGUGAUGCGAGCACGCAAUGCAACAACCACCACGACAACAACUGCAGCAGGCAUAGGAAUGGGCAUGGGCAUGGGCACAGCCACCAUAGUGCGUGCAGCUAGCAGCGCUGCUGUUGGCGCUACAGUUUAUAAGCAGCAGCAGCAGCAGCAGUUGGUGCAAACGUUUUCGCCAGCGGACUUUCAGGAUGUAGAUGAUUUGAUUGAGGAGGAUGUCGAGGAUGAGCUGGAGGAUAUGCACUUUUGAAAGAGCCGUGCUAUAAGUUCGCUUAUGCCAGCAAUUUGUCAAUGCUAAAAGUUGCCUGCCAAAUGCCAAAAAUAUAUACAAAAAACAUAUAUACAAAAAGCAAAAGCAAUUGCGUGUGUGUAUGUGUGUGUGUUGCUGUUGCUGCUGCUGCUGCUGCUGCUGCCAUCUUAUUGAUGAUUGCCUGUGGUCUUCUAUACACUCGAAAUAAGCUUAGUAUAACAGCAAUAUAAGAGUAGCAAGCACAACAAACAAACAAAUACACACACACACACACACACACACACACUUAUAUAGUUAAACAA
Molecule: messenger RNA, 4064 nt
Organism: Drosophila busckii
Lineage: Eukaryota; Metazoa; Arthropoda; Insecta; Diptera; Drosophilidae
Gene: Trf2
Exons: 5
Coding region: 1474-3762 (762 amino acids)
Biological process (GO): DNA-templated transcription initiation
Molecular function (GO): DNA binding; general transcription initiation factor activity
Source: RefSeq, a predicted model, not a curated record